AUGGGAAUUACUAAUUCAUCUGUGGCUCCAUAUCCUGGCGCCAGAAUGGCUGUGGGUGAGGCCCUGGCGCACGUGAGGACCACUCUCCCACUGCUACUCUGGUCGCAGCUGCUUCUGUUGCUUUCUGGAUCGUCCUGUGUUGGACACGCCCAACGCCAUGGUCCUCCAGAAGUGGUCAUACCCUUGAGGGUGACACACACUGGCAGGGGCGUGAAGCCUCCAGGCUGGCUCUCCUACAGCCUGCAUGUCAGGGGCCGGAAACACGUUCUUCACAUGAAGGUCAACAAGCAUUUGUUCUCUCAACACUUCCCAGUGUUCACCUACGACGACCAGCAUGCUCUCCUGGAGGACCAGCCCUUUGUCCAGAAUGACUGCUACUACCAGGGGCAUGUGGAGGGGGACCCGGAAUCCCUGGUUGCCCUCAGUACAUGUUUGAGGGGCUUUCGAGGAAUACUACAGAUAAAUAACAUUGUUUAUGAAAUCCAGCCCAAAAGGCUUUCUACCUCAUUUGAACACCUGCUAUAUAGAAUGGACGAGGAGGAGACACAGCUCCCACUCAUGAGAUGUGGGUUAACAGACGAAGAAAUAGCACGACAACUGAAGUUCCAAGAGAGUGAUGAGUCCACUUUGAUGCAAAGUGGGUAUGAAGGCUGGUGGACCCACAGGCGUUUUCUGGAACUGGCAGUGGUGGUGGACCACAAUCGGUAUCUUCAUCACGAAAAUAAUGCCUCAAAAGUGCAGGAUGAAGUAUGCAUUGUUGCCCAUAUAAUAGGUAACUUUUUAAAUUCAUUGGAUGUUAAGGUGCUCUUAAUUGGAAUUGAGAUCUGGACUAAAGAAAACCCCGUUUCAAUAGAUAACAUAGAGAGUCUCCUGGAAGAAUUUUGCUCCUGGAAAAAAGUAAGUUUUAAUACCCGCAUGCCCCAUGAUGCUGCACAUGUCUUUGUAAAGAAGCAAUACAACAUAAACAUUGGCUUGGCCUAUAUAGGAUCAGUGUGUAACCAGCGUUUUAACUGUGGAGUUGAUAGUUUCAUGGGUGAAUCUUUGUAUAGUGUUGCAUACACUGCGUCACAUGAGAUUGGCAGUUUGGGUAUGCCACAUGACGAUGGCGACUGUGAAUGUGGGAGUUAAACAUGUAUCAUGUCUCCAACGAAAUUGACAGUAGUGAGUUUCAGCAACUGCAGCUACGCUGCCUACUAGAACAGCAGUGCCCAAAAAACAUGUUUGAACCUUUCACCCAAUACAGAGAACAUCUUCACGUACAAACACUGUGGGAACAGUGUGGUUGAUGAAGGAGAAGAGUGUGACUGUGGUCCCACUUACACGUGUGCGAUAGAUCCCUGCUGUCAGCCAGACUGCACUCUGACACCUGGGGCCGACUGCGCUUUUGGGCUUUGCUGUGACAACUGUGAAUUCAUACCAUCAGGCUACGUGUGCAGAAAAGAGGAAAAUGAGUGUGAUCUUCCAGAGUGGUGCAAUGGGACGUCCUAUCAGUGUCCAGAAGAUGUGUACAGGCAGGACGGGACCUCCUGCACGGGCGGGGGCUACUGCUAUGAAAGGAGAUGCAACAAUCGCAAUGAACAGUGCAGGCAAAUCUUUGGCAAAGAGGCCAAGAGUGCAAAUCAGGAUUGCUACAGGGAAGUGAAUAUCCAAGGUGACCGUUUUGGUAACUGUGGUGUCAGAGUCACUUCAUAUGUAAAAUGUGGCAUCUCAGAUAUCCUGUGUGGGAGGGUCCAGUGUGAGAAUGUGACCGAAAUUCCCGUUCUGAGAGAUCACACGACUGUGCGCUGGACUCACUUCAAUGGAGUCACCUGCUGGGGUACAGACUACCACUUUGGGAUGACCAUACCUGACGCUGGUGAAGUGAAAGACGGCACAGAGUGUGGUGCAGGACGGAUCUGCAUCCAAAGAAAGUGUGUCCUGAUGUCCACUUUGAAAUGCAGUUGCUCACCUGAGACCUGCAAUACGAACGGAGUCUGUAACAACAGACAUCACUGCCACUGCCGCUCCGGGUGGGCCCCCCGGGUGCCCCCCCCCAGCUGCCUGGACGAAGGCAGCGGAGGCAGUGUGGAUAGUGGCCCACCCCCCAGGAAACAAGAAGAAAAGGAGCUGAUGCUCAGCAGCCUAUUUGAGAGCAUGAGAAAAAGUCAGGAGACACGCAGAGAGGUCGGCCCCGACAUCCCUGAUUCCAUGAACCAGCACCGCGGCUGCCUCCCCUCCAACAUCUCAUGGGAGAACUAA
Messenger RNA from Camelus dromedarius (Arabian camel), 2238 nucleotides. RefSeq names its product disintegrin and metalloproteinase domain-containing protein 25-like. Gene Ontology annotation, cellular component: plasma membrane; sperm head plasma membrane; external side of plasma membrane. Gene Ontology annotation, biological process: proteolysis; male gonad development. Gene Ontology annotation, molecular function: metalloendopeptidase activity. The record is from RefSeq and is a predicted model, not a curated record. NCBI's taxonomy places the organism in Eukaryota, Metazoa, Chordata, Mammalia, Artiodactyla, Camelidae.